UCUUACUUAGCCAAGCAGCCGGCCACUCCUACAAGAGCCUCGGAGUCUCCAGCCAGAGCUCCAACAGGUUCCCCUCGAACUCCUGGCCGUACUGGUACCACCGCUGUGCCCAGCUCCUCGCCCAUGGCGGCUGUCAAGAAACCGGAUCCCAAUAUUAAGAAUGCCGCAGCCAGUGAGGGCGUACUGGCCAGUUUCUUUAAUAGUCUGCUGAGUAAAAAGACGGGAUCUCCUGGUAGUCCAGGGGGGCCAGGGUCUGCACCGAACUCGGGCAAGAAGUCAGGACAGAAGCCCGUACUGACCAAUGUCCAGGAGGAACUGGACAGGAUGACCCGGCAGCCGGACACUGUGUUAGCUAAUUCUUCCCUGACGGAGAAUGAGGCCUAAUCCGCUUAUGAAGCAAACUAUUACACAACAUUUAUGUAAAUGACCAAAUAAUAACAAAGUAUAUUGGACUUGUGAUACAAAGGCUGCUCUGACAGAGAAUACUAUAGGUUUCGUCGUGGAAUGAGGCAGGCAAACUAGCUUGUCUCAAGUGUUGCGCGCCCCCUCCGGGGAACCUUGCCUUGAAAUAGUCCACCUGAUAAGCCCCGCAAGUGCGGAAAAGUGGCUAAUGGCCCUCUAAUUUCUGCACCCGUAAGCACUUACACAGUUUGCAGUCCAUCUCUUCAGGGUCAGAUAUAAGUUUAUUAUUUGACGGCAUUGUCCUGUUGUAGCUGUACACAGAAACUCUUCUCUUGCGUUUUACAUCAUGUGGCUGACCCUGCGGAUGGUGGGAGAGGGUGCUUGGGCGUUGGAUCUUAUGCUGAAACAAGAAAGUGCUCCUUUGUCUGGAGAAGGAAGGCUUGCGACUGUAAGUUGGCUAGAAAGGAAGAGCAGCAGACUGUCCACUCCUCUUGUGCUUUUACCCCUCUUAUUUCCUCUGGGAUGCUUUUGUGGAUGGGUAUAUAAAUCUGUGUCCAUCCAACUCUUCCAGAGAAUCCCUUGCCUUACCCCAAGCAAACUUGCAGCAAGGGAAAUGCGGGUAGGGAUUGGUCGUCCGUUUAAAAGUUGGGGCAACUACACGCGGUGGGUGGUACUGUGGCGAUCACAUGGGACAAACAAAGCAUUUUUGGUUAUUUCCAAGUGCCUAGAAAGGUUCAGGAUGUGCCACUAGGAGGUGCUUGGAGGAUUUAUGCACUGUAUUAACAGUCACUUUUAUAUAUAUAUAUAUAUAUAUUAUUUGCAAAUGCUCUAGCAGCAACCUUUUGUUAUCUGUUUUUACCAUCCAGUUAUUUUUCACUGUGCAUUCACUCCUUUAAACCCCUUGGUCUCUGGAUGUGCUUGUAGACCUUGGCAUAUGGGGUAUUAAUGCAGAUCUGCCAUUUUACUUUGUUUUAGAUUAUUUUUUAAUAUUAUUAAUGCCAUGGACUUUAAUUUAGUUAUUUGGUAAACAAAGCUGGUAUCUUCUGCAUGUUCUAUUGCAGUUAGUGAUUUAAUUGUGGGAGGCACAAGGGGCAGCUGUUUUAUCAGUGAAUGAUUUUUAUGGGUAAUUCAGCAAAGCACUAUGGGAAUAUAUUGCAACAGGUAAGAACCAGUGACAUUUUCUCCUGCUUGCUUUAAAACCGCCUUGUACCGACCAUAAGAACUUGACAUGAAUUUAUUUAUUUUUACCAUCCAUAUUAGCCGGCCAGUCAGCACAUUAAUUACAGUUUUAAUAAAUCAUAACAAACUAGAUUUUUCGUUAAUGUGUAUAAAUAUACAACAGAACCACCACCCCUCUCCCACCAAUUGUUUACAUGUGUAUGAUAUAACCCCAUUCAAUGUUUGGUUCUCAUGGUUUUGCAUUUGCCCCUGUUUUUGUUCGUUUUACAUACAUUGCAUUUUUAUAUGGUAUCUUCUCUACUUCAGUUGGCAAAGCACUUUCCUCAUCUUUGCUGCAAGUCUCUGCAAAGAUCGGUAGCGGCUGGAUUAUACUGCUCGGAAGCCAAUAUUUAUAUGAUCAGAUCUUGUAGAUUAUAUUUUCUGUAGACUUUGAAAGGAACACUUAGUUGUCUCCUGUGCAGCGUACUCCAGCCAAAGUAUUAUGGCAGAAAUAUGCCUCUUUACCACUAGGAUUCAUCAUAUAUGGUUUGGGUUUUUUUUUUUGUCCCGUUACUAUAAUCUGAACACUAGUAACUUGUCACACAUACGUCCUCUGAGUGAUAAGUGCGUUAGCUGGCUUUAUAUGCCGGAUUGACUGAAGCUUGCUCUCUAGUCUUCUAACACAACAGUUUCUAGUAGAUAUUUGAGAAUAACAACUCUAUGUUUCUAGAAUGCAGUCAAUGUUGUUGCUUCCGCCUGCACCCAGUGAGGGCAGCUGGGUUGUGUCUCCUGCAAUUACGUCACUGGGUGUUAGUGAGUUUAUAGGCUGAAUACAAUUGCUGCAUCCACUGUGUUCCGGUAGCGGGAAGGUAUUUGUCCACAGGACAUUACAUACAAGCUAUGGUUAUCAUCGGUAAUGGGCAGCCUGGUACAGGUUGCUAUCAUUCACAAUGCCCACACAUUGGACUGCAUCAACUCCACAUACCCUUGGGUAGGCACUCAAGCCCCUACUCACCACAAAAUACCCCUUACAACACCAAAGCCUUCAGAAUAUUGCCAAAAUGACAUUACGAACCCCAUUUACCUCAAAGCACCUGUCAUUUGCCCUAAAGUGACCCCUAGACUCUCCCCCCUCCACACACACACACACACACACACACACACACACACACACACACACACACACACACACACACACACACA
Molecule: messenger RNA, 2763 nt
Organism: Pseudophryne corroboree (corroboree frog)
Lineage: Eukaryota; Metazoa; Chordata; Amphibia; Anura; Myobatrachidae
Gene: DYNC1LI2
Product: dynein cytoplasmic 1 light intermediate chain 2
Exons: 4
Coding region: 124-384 (86 amino acids)
Biological process (GO): microtubule-based movement; microtubule cytoskeleton organization
Cellular component (GO): centrosome; cytoplasmic dynein complex
Molecular function (GO): dynein heavy chain binding
Source: RefSeq, a predicted model, not a curated record